AUGGCAGGGCGCAUGGAUACGGACGACACAGUGAUCCUCUCAGUCACAAAUUGGACAAAUUCCAAGGCGUCAAACGAUCCUGAUGGCGGACAAUCGUCGUUAGAAGGCUGGCUUAAGCGCAAAGCUCAGAGAGAAAUAUUAGCAAGCCAGCGCUCAGGGAAUGUUCUCCAGCUGCAAGUCAGGGGAAGGGAUAAGCGCAGUUUUCUUCACAUCAAUGGUUGGAAAUGGGCAGGUGUUGACGUUACGAUCACUGAUGGCCAGGCCUCCGAGGCACCACGAGGUCCGAGGAAUCAGCAAGGAGGCUUCAACCAAAAUCAAAGAAAUGGUGAUCUCAGUUCACGAGUGACAGCAGGUCCCAACAACAACAACUUCAACAAUCGAAACCAGUCAAAAGAAUUGUUCAAUAACGCGCCAUCAGGGCCAAGAGGUGGCGGCUUCCAACAGCACCGACAGCAAAACGGCAACUCUUCUGCCAAUCCAUUUAACCAAGCCUCGAACAAUCCUUUCAACCGACCUAACGACAAACAACAACCAGCUGACGAGCUCACACAGGCUAUGAUAGAGGUGAUACGGAGUCGCUACAAUGCGGCAGACAAAUUUCUGAAUCUAUCCGAACUUGCAACACAUCCAACAAUUGUCGCAUUGGGCCUCAAUUCGCGGGAACCGGAAAAGGUCUUCCGUGUACUAUUUAUUACCCUGGAGCAGCACGUCUUCGAAACCCGAGAGAAGCGAGCCGAGAUGAUCGAGUCAGUCUCGUUCGCAAAGAAUGGUCUGACGACGGUGAAGGAGAUAAUAGGAGCCAGCUCCACUUUCUACAAAAUCAAAAAUCUCGAUCUAUCUGAUAACCAGCUCAACAAAAUCACAGAUCUGACAUGGUGGAAGAGCAGAUUUCCAGAUCUUGAGCAGAUCAUUCUAUCCGGCAAUCCUGUUGAUUCCCCUCAAACACGUGCAGAAGUCAGGAAAUGGUAUCGAAAUCUGAAGGGCUACAAUCUACUGCCACUCGACGCACCACUUAAUGGGGCACUUAACAAUGGAUUGGAGACUGCACCCCCUGUACCGUCUCCAUCACCUGCACUAGAAGCAGCACUCAAUGGCCAGAUACUUACCCCGGCUGGUCAUCCCGAGUUCCCACCAGGUUCGACCUUCGGUCUCCCAGUGCCUGGAAAGCCAGAAGACCAAGUUCUCAAAGAGCAACUAGGACUGAAGUUCAGUUUCGAAACACGAUUAAAGAUGAAAUGGGUGGAAGAAUGUCUAGUCACCAAUAAUUUCGACUACGACAGGGCAAUGAACGAUCUAAAUGCGACACUCAGCACUGGCAAUGUUCCAGCUGAUGCAUUCUUGCAAGUGUAA
This is a messenger RNA of Lithohypha guttulata, 1350 nucleotides long. RefSeq names its product nuclear mRNA export, poly(A)+RNA binding protein (gene MEX67). The coding region runs from base 1 to 1350 and encodes 449 amino acids. Gene Ontology annotation, molecular function: protein binding; RNA binding. NCBI's taxonomy places the organism in Eukaryota, Fungi, Ascomycota, Eurotiomycetes, Chaetothyriales, Trichomeriaceae. The transcript has a single exon. Gene Ontology annotation, biological process: poly(A)+ mRNA export from nucleus. The record is from RefSeq and is a predicted model, not a curated record. Gene Ontology annotation, cellular component: nucleus.